Molecule: messenger RNA, 1401 nt
Organism: Notothenia coriiceps (black rockcod)
Lineage: Eukaryota; Metazoa; Chordata; Actinopteri; Perciformes; Nototheniidae
Source: RefSeq, a predicted model, not a curated record
AUGCCUGGGGGUUCAACUUUCUUGAACCCCGACGGGGACUCUGGAACGGAGGCAGACAGCGAGCCUCAGCUGGCCUUUUACACCGACCCAAACCGCAGUCGACGCCGGAGUCGAGGUAUGAGAAACGGUAACGCCAACAGCGCGUGGGGCUCAGGGGCAGCAGGUUCCCCACGGAGUCCCAUCAAUAAGACCACCCUGACUUUGAUCAGUGUCAUCAGCUGCGUGAUCGGCCUGGUGUACUCCUCUCACAUGUCCUGCAGCAUCGCAGUACGGGUGAUUCUACACGUUCCAGAGCACCUCAUCGCUGACGGAUCGAGGUUUAUUUUGCUGCAGGGGAGCCAGAUGGACGCUUCAGACUGGUUGAACCCGGCCCAGAUCUUGUUGUAUUACCAACAGAACGCCAGUGGUCCCUGGGUCAACGAGCUGUGUGGACGCCGCCUCCUGGACCCCUGUGAGCACCAAUGUGAUCCUGAGACAGAUAUUCUGAAAGUUUCAGGAAAUCUCACUGUGUGUCCUGAUCCAUUUAUAUUAUCGCAUCUGAUGCCCAGGCUGAAGGAGUCUCGCUCCCAUGAGUCAUUGCUCAGCCCCAGUAGCGCUGUGGAAGCCCUGGACAUAAGCAUGGAGGACGAGGUCGCCAUCAAGCCUGUUCACAGCAGCAUCCUCGGGCAGGACUACUGCUUUGAAGUCACCACCUCCACAGGAACCAAAUGUUUUUCCUGCCGAUCAUCCGCAGAGAGAGACAAAUGGAUGGAGAAUCUGAGGAGAGCGGUGCAACCCAACAAGGACAACAGUCGUCGGGUGGAGAACCUGUUAAAGCUGUGGAUCAUCGAGGCCAAGGACCUGCCUGCCAAAAAGAAAUACUUCUGCGAGCUUUGUCUCGACGACUCUCUCUACGCCCGCACCACCUGCAAACUCAAGACUGACAAUGUUUUCUGGGGCGAGCACUUUGAGUUCAACAAUCUGCCCGCUGUCCAGAGCAUCACAGCCCACCUGUACAAAGACACAGACAAGAAGAAAAAGAAAGAUAAAAACAAUUACAUCGGACUCGUCAAUAUCCCCAUCGCCGCGGUUACCGGGCGACAGUUUAUGGAGAAAUGGUAUCAGGUCAGCCUGCCAAACCCACCUAAGGGAAAGACCUCCGGGCCUAUGAUCAGGAUCAAGGCCCGCUAUCAGAGUAUGAACAUCCUUCCCAUGGAGAUGUACAAGGAGUUUGCAGAGUACACCACCAACAACUACAUGCUGCUGUGCUCCGUGCUCGAGCCUGGGAUUAGCGUGAAGAACAAGGAGGAGAUGGCGUGUGCGCUGGUGCACAUCCUGCAGAGCACCGGCAAGGCUAAGUGCUUCAAGGCAUACCGAUGCAGGACAGAAGCACAAUGUUUCCACCACUGUCUGCAGCAAUGA